AUGGCCGACCAAAAGUUCCAGCAACAGCAGGUCGGACACGCGCCUCAUACAGAGCAGGAGGUCGCUGAGAGCAUUAAGGAUGCACAAAUCCACCGCGACUCACUCACAGAGCCGAAGAGUGCAGGUGGCAAUGUAGAGUCCCCGAAUACGAGACUGGACCCUCAGGCAGAGCGAGACCUCUUCGGCACAUCUAUGUCUUCUGUGGCUGGAAACCAUGGAUCGGAGCCUCGCUCGUUCUCCCACGCAGACAACGACAGCAGCCGUUCACAGUUCACACCAUCCAAGCAGGAAGUAUCGAGUGGUAACGGAGAAGCAGUCGAUGGCAAGUCGAUCCACGUCGUGUUGAAGGAUGUGGAGGUGGACAUCUCUAGCAAGGUUGCUGCUGUGCUCGCUAGUGUGGUAGUGCCGACACACGCCAAAGAGGGCCUGCGAGCGACGGAAGGUCUGAACAACGACAGCACCGGACCCAUCAGUACCACCUACCAUGUCACCGCUCAAGUCACAAUCACCCACGCAGAACCAUCGAAGCAAGGCCCAGAGUCAACACAGCAAGUUCUAGCGCCGUCGGCUCCUGCUCCGCAGGCGGCGGUACCACAUAGACCAACACCUCAGCAAGCUGUCCCGGUGAGGACAAACCAAGUGCAACCAUCAAGCGCUCGCCCGACAACCGCCCAGAAGUCGGUUGCUCAGGCGUCUGCACCCGCACCCGCUCCGGCAGCUUCGGCGUCUCCGCCACACAACUCGAUGCCACCGCCUGCAGCACCAGCUAGCAUGCUUGCUAAUCUCAAGUUGUCGUCGAGAGCAGACCCAGAGGCACAUCUGACAGACCCCUCCAUCGCCGGCCACCUCCUGCCGCCGAUCGUGAUCCUGUUCAGAAUGGGCAAGGCCUCCAAAUCAAAAGCUCUUGGGCAGUUUGCCAUCGACCUUAUCGGCGAAGCGCUCUGGAAGCAGGAGCUACCCACCUACAUGAACGCAGCUCCACUGCCAAGCGACGAGGAAGCCGUGAACCCCCUUCUGUGGGCAGCAGUCCGUAUCAUUAGGAUGGAGGAUGCUGAGCGUGCGGGCUAUCUCGAGGGGCUGCUCCAAGCCUUCAAGUUGGAGCUAGAUGAGGUGGAUGAACCUGCAGCUUGA
Messenger RNA from Saxophila tyrrhenica, 1131 nucleotides. RefSeq lists its product as uncharacterized. Lineage: Eukaryota; Fungi; Ascomycota; Dothideomycetes; Mycosphaerellales; Extremaceae. The coding region runs from base 1 to 1131 and encodes 376 amino acids. The record is from RefSeq and is a predicted model, not a curated record. The transcript has a single exon.